AUGCCUCUAUCGCCCCCGAGACCUGCAAUUUCGAAUAAGAGACUCAAGAUUUCUGGGCCUCGAGAUGAUGCUGUCAAGGCGUACUGUGAAUGGCACGCACUGCAAGUGACCGACCAGGAGCGCAAAGCCGACUGGCACAAUGCAUGUAAAAUCACUCUGUCCAAUGGCCUUGACCUCGAGUUGGUGGAAGAAGAUCAAGAGCAUGUGCAGUUCCUGAUUGAAAAGGGUGUGACAAAAGGGACUGCCCGGCGAUUUGUCCGCGACAUUCAUGAAUGGCUUGAAUACGUGAAAGAACUCUCACUGGAGCGAUGUAGUCAAGGUCCCUCUGAUUCAGACGACUGA
Aspergillus melleus is the source of this 342-nucleotide messenger RNA. RefSeq lists its product as uncharacterized. The coding region runs from base 1 to 342 and encodes 113 amino acids. Lineage: Eukaryota; Fungi; Ascomycota; Eurotiomycetes; Eurotiales; Aspergillaceae. The transcript has a single exon. The record is from RefSeq and is a predicted model, not a curated record.